ACUCACCAUCAGUUGUCUACUUGCUUGUUUUACAGAACACAGUUCGCUCGGAUUAAAUAUGAAAUUGUUGGGCGUUGUCUGCCUGCUAGCCCUGGUGCUUUUCGCAUCGGCUGAAGAUGAAAAGAAACCAGUGGCUGAGGCCAAAGUAGAUGACAGCAAGGCGGCCGAAACUCAGGCGCUCGAUGACAAGAAACAGGACAAGCGUGGACUGCACGGCUGGACCGGUAGCUUCGGUGGAUACGAGGAACACCAUGAGGUGCCUCACUUCGAAACCCACGAGGAAAAGACUCUGACCGUCGUCAAGAAGGUCCCGGUCCCGUACCCAGUGGAGAAGCACAUCCCAGUGCCAGUGGAGAAGCAUGUGCCCGUCCCGGUGAAGGUUGGAGUGCCGAAGCCCUACCCAGUCUACAAGACUGUCCACUACCCGGUCAAGGAGAUCGUCAAGGUGCCAGUGCACGUCCCAGCCCCGUACCCGGUUGAGAAGAAGGUCCCGUACCCAGUCCACGUUCCGUACGAUCGUCCCGUCCCGGUCAAGGUGUACGUGCCCGCUCCCUACCCAGUGGAGAAGAAGGUCCAUGUCCCGGUGAAGGUCCAUGUCCCAGCUCCGUACCCAGUUGAGAAGAAGGUCCCGUACCCGGUCAAGGUCCCAGUGCACGUUGAGAAGCCGUACCCGGUUGAGAAGAUCGUCCACUACCCAGUCCAUGUGCCAGUCGAUCGCCCAGUCCCGGUCCAUGUUGAGAAGCCAGUCCCGGUCCCGGUGGAGAAGCCAGUGCCGUAUGAGGUCAUCAAGAAGGUCCCGUACCCAGUGCAUGUCCCGUACGAUCGCCCCGUGCCGGUGCACGUUGACAAGCCCGUGCCAGUCCCGGUGAAGGUCCCAGUCCCGCAGCCCUACCCGGUUGAGAAGCACAUCCCGGUCCCGGUCGAGAAGCACGUGCCCUACCCCGUGAAGGUUCCGGUCGAGCGUCCGGUCCCGGUUGAGAUCGAGAAGCACGUCCCCUAUGAGGUCGAGAAGCCAGUGCCGUACCCGGUCAAGGUUCCGGUCCACGUGCCGGUUCACCACGAGGAGGAGCACCAUCACCACCACGAGGAGGUCCACUCCGAGGGUCUGAGCGAACAUCACGACUUCGGUUCUCAUCACUAAGCGAAGAAGAGCUCCCAUCAUUUCAUUAUUUAUAUCGCAAAACUUGUGAUCUUAGUUGCUAGCAUACCUCCCCAACUCCAACAUCUCCCCCCAAGCAGCAUAAUCCGUCAUCUCGACUGCUCGACUGACAACUGACAACUAGCUCAAAGAUUCAUCUAGCACAACAGCAAGCCAACCAGCUCUGUAAAGUAAUGUCGAAAAACUGAUCAACUGAACGACCAUCUACGAACAUCUGCUGGAUGAGCCGGAGAGUGCGUGAUUGUGCGAUCGCUGUUCGCGUGGGCUGUACGACGCUGCUGGAGCAAGCCUCAACCUUUCGCUGCGUUGCUGGAGCGUUUCAGCACAGAUCGGGGUCAACUUGACGCCUCGGUUGGGCGGGAAACGUCCCGGUCACACCGAGUCAUCCGGUUGACCCGUCCAGCGAAAGAAGGAGCGAGCUUCAGCUGUUGUGCCCUUUCACACAGCGCGCAAAAUCACACAACUCUGGAUCGUUCUACCCUAUAACAAUGGCGGGAAGGAAAGGAAUUGGUGCUUUAGUCUGGUCCCAAGAGAGAUAGAGAGAAAAAAACCACUGCCCAUCACCGGAAAUCCACUGUUCAGCUCAAGUGUUUCACAUUAAUAGAAAAACACACAACGUUCCUACAUUUGCUACAGGGGCAGAUACAGUCAAUUUCCGGAGACGGGCAACGAUUUUUUUUUCUUUUUGAUUUCAUUUUUGGACAGAGAAAGCCCAUCCAUCCCACUGGCAUUAGCCCGCCAAAUGCUCAUAGACGAAUGUGUUGUGCGGGAAUGCGGAGCAAACCAAAACUAGCAAUUCUCUGCAACUGCACCAUCCAUCCCACAUUCAGCAUUGUUUUCUUGUUAUAUAGAUUUUUAAAAACCCGCGAACAACAGUAGCAAACUGAAAUACCAAAAUGCUUAGCUGCGCAACGAACAAACUAAAAAAAUGGAAAAGAAGGCAAGGGAAGUGCCCGAAAGGAAAAGGCUAGGAAAGUUGGGCGACCGGUGCGCUGAUUAGUUCCUGGUUCCGAUUCACCACCUCACCCCUUUGCCGGGCACUUCUCCCUUUUGGGGAAGCAGAACAAGAAGAAGGAGAAGACGAAGAUUGGUGUAAAUAUCGAAGUGCCGAACAUUUCAAGAUUUUUUGUUUUAUUCUAGCCACCGCCCCAACUCCAACGCAAACUCGUUCGAAGUAAAAAGAAGAAGAAGAAAAAAAGAGAAGGAACGCCGCUUUAGCUACAGCAGCUGCGACGAAGCAA
Molecule: messenger RNA, 2400 nt
Organism: Anopheles merus
Lineage: Eukaryota; Metazoa; Arthropoda; Insecta; Diptera; Culicidae
Gene: Vajk1
Product: skin secretory protein xP2
Exons: 2
Coding region: 59-1141 (360 amino acids)
Source: RefSeq, a predicted model, not a curated record